GAGUGUGGAAUGGUAUGGUACGCUUACGCUACACUCUGAAAUGAAAAAUGGAGUUAUCAUCUUCGGCGGUUGCAUUCGGAGUCGCGUUUCGCCAUUCUCUCACAAUUUCGGCGUCGGCGAUAACAUCGGAGCUACACACGCAAACUCAACCUCGCAGAAACGCCGUCAAAUUUCGACGCUCCAAAUCCUUCUCCGCCAGAGAAACAGCCAAACUUGAACUUCAGCACGCUUCUGAUUUGCCCUCAACUCUCGCAAGAGUAGGAGAAACGUUGACCAUUAAAGACCUCAAUGCCGCUUUGCAUCACUUCAAAAGUUCAAAUAAUUUCAAUCAUAUCUCUCAGCUAUUUUCGUGGAUGCAAGAGAACGACAAGCUCGAUGUCUCAUCUUAUUCCCAUUACAUAAGGUUCAUGGCAAAUAAAUUCGAUGCUGCUAAGAUGCUACAACUGUACCAAAGCAUUCAAGAUGAAUCAGCCAAGAAAAAUAUCCUUGUAUGUAAUUCCGUUCUCAGUUGUUUAAUCAAGAAAGGCAAGUUUGCUUCUGCCAUGGAACUCUUUCAGCAGAUGAAACUAGAUGGUCUGGUUCCAGAUCUUGUUACCUAUAGCACGCUUCUUGCAGGUUGCAUUAAAAUAGAAAAUGGAUAUUCUAAGGGACUAGAGCUAAUCCAGGAAUUGCAACACAAUAAACUGCAGAUGGAUGGUGUAAUUUAUGGAACAAUUUUGGCAGUGUGUGCUUCCAAUAGUAAAUUGGAAGAAGCAGAAUGCUAUUUUAACCAGAUGAAGGAUGAAGGUCACUCACUAAACGUUUAUCACUAUAGCUCUUUGCUCAAUGCUUAUUCAGCAUCCGGAAACUACAAAAAAGCUGAUAUAUUGAUUCAAGAUAUGAAAUCUGAGGGGUUAGUACCAAACAAGGUCAUUUUGACAACCUUACUGAAGGUAUAUGUUAAAGGAGGCUUGUUUGAGAAGUCAAGAGAAUUAUUAGCUGAACUGAAAUCUUUGGGCUAUGCUGAAGAUGAGAUGCCAUACUGUAUAUUCAUGGAUGGCCUAGCUAAGGCAGGACAAAUACAUGAAGCCAAACUAAUUUUUGAUGAAAUGAUGAAAAACCAUGUCAGAUCAGAUGGCUAUGCUCAUAGUAUCAUGAUAUCAGCAUUUUGCCGAGCCAAGCUUUUUCAGGAGGCAAAGCAGUUAGCCAAGGAUUUUGAAACAACAUCUAACAAAUACGACCUAGUUAUACUGAAUACAAUGCUCUGUGCUUUCUGUAGAGCAGGCGAAAUGGAAAGUGUGAUGGAAACUCUGAAAAAGAUGGAUGAAUUGGCUAUCAGUCCUGACUAUAAUACCUUCCAUAUUCUAAUCAAAUAUUUCUGUAAAGAAAAGAUGUAUCUAUUAGCUUAUCAAACCAUGAAGGACAUGCAUAGUAAAGGCCAUCAACCAGUGGAGGAACUCUGUUCCUCUUUAAUAUCCCACCUUGGUCAGGUAAAUGCUUAUUCAGAGGCAUUUUCUGUAUACAAUCUGUUGAAAUAUAGCAAGCGAACAAUUUGCAAGGCCCUUCAUGAGAAGAUUCUGCAUAUUCUCCUAGAAGGACAGCUUUUGAAAGACGCAUAUGUAGUAGUCAAGGAUAAUGCAACAUUUAUUUCUCGUCCUACCACCAAAAAAUUUGCCAGUGCAUUUAUGAAAUCAGGUAACAUCAACUUCAUAAAUGAUGUUUUGAAGACUCUCCAUGAUUGUGGAUACAAGCCUGAUCAGGAUUUAUUUGCAAUGGCUGUAUCACGCUAUUUAGGUCAACCUGAAAAGAAGGACUUACUUCUACACUUACUACAAUGGAUGCCAGGCCAAGGUUACGUGGUUGAUUCAUCGACAAGGAAUUUAAUCCUCAAGAAUUCACACUUAUUUGGUCGUCAGCUCAUUGCAGAGGCUUUGUCCAAGCAACAAGUUAAAGUUAAAACCAAAAUGCUCACUAGAUAAAACAUGCAAAGCUCUACAAUUGAGGAGAUAGUGUUAGAUGACCUUACCUUUUGUACUGAUAAUUUGAUUUGGUGCCCCUUAGUUACCGUAGCUAUAUGGUACAUUGCAUCACUCCAUAUUUCCCCCCUUUACUUUUUCGAUUAAGUUGUGAUAAAUAGCCUGUCUACACCUAAAUUCUUGUGGUGUGGAUUGAUGAGUGUAUAUGUAACAGAUAUAAAUAUAUCAUGUCGAAAAGUUAUAUCUUGAUCCUAUAGUUUCUAAAGUUCUGG
Cajanus cajan (pigeon pea) is the source of this 2227-nucleotide messenger RNA. Its product is annotated as Pentatricopeptide repeat (PPR) superfamily protein. NCBI's taxonomy places the organism in Eukaryota, Viridiplantae, Streptophyta, Magnoliopsida, Fabales, Fabaceae. The record is from RefSeq and is a predicted model, not a curated record. Gene Ontology annotation, molecular function: protein binding. Gene Ontology annotation, biological process: mitochondria-nucleus signaling pathway; chloroplast-nucleus signaling pathway. Gene Ontology annotation, cellular component: chloroplast.